Molecule: messenger RNA, 786 nt
Organism: Diaporthe amygdali
Lineage: Eukaryota; Fungi; Ascomycota; Sordariomycetes; Diaporthales; Diaporthaceae
Product: short chain dehydrogenase
Exons: 1
Coding region: 1-786 (261 amino acids)
Molecular function (GO): oxidoreductase activity
Source: RefSeq, a predicted model, not a curated record
AUGGCUCCUCAGCUCAAGUAUCAUAAGCUACAGGACAAGCACGUCCUUAUCAUUGGCGGUUCAUCUGGUAUUGGCUACGCUAUUGCAGAGGCAUCCCUUGAGUCUGGUGCCGUAGUCACCAUCUCGUCCUCACGCCAGGCGAAACUGGACGCCUCCGUCUCCAGCCUACAGUCCAGUUACCCCGGCACCAAGAUUUCGGGAAUCGCUGCGGAUCUCAGUAAAACAAAUGUAGAUCAGGACUUCGAUGAUUUGUUCAAGAGUGUGACCGCCAAGUCCGGUCAGAUACACCACGUCGUUUACACAGCCGCUGAUGCGCCAGCCCUUGGACCACUGGAAGACACAACCACGGAAGGCAUACUCAAGGCUGCGCAUAUGCGCAUGGUCGCCCCAAUUAUGCUGGGGAAGAUUGCCCCACGAUACCUGGAGAAGAAGUCGCAAUCAUCAAUCACCAUCACCACAGGCUCAACCGCCGAGCGGCCCGACAAGGGCUGGGCGGUGAUCACGUACUUCGCGGCGGGGCUCCACGGUCUGACCAAGGCGCUGGCAACAGAUCUGGCGCCCGUGAGAGUGAACUGCGUUGCGCCGGGUUACGUGGAUACGGCCCUCUGGGACGGCAUGGGCCAAGAGGCCAAGCGGAAGCUGCUCGAUAAGCUCGGCGGGGAGAUGCUGCUGGGGCAGGUGGGUAAGCCCGAAGAUGUUGCGGAGGCAUAUCUCUGGCUGAUGAAGGACGCCAAUGUCACGGGAACUGUGGCCAGCACGAACAGCGGGCAGUUACUGAAAGCCUAA